Molecule: messenger RNA, 288 nt
Organism: Neogale vison (American mink)
Lineage: Eukaryota; Metazoa; Chordata; Mammalia; Carnivora; Mustelidae
Product: SH3 domain-binding glutamic acid-rich-like protein 3
Exons: 3
Coding region: 1-288 (95 amino acids)
Cellular component (GO): cytoplasm
Source: RefSeq, a predicted model, not a curated record
AUGAGCUCAAUUAAAAUCUAUUAUACCAGCGUGUCUGGAUCCAGGGAGGUGAAGCAGAGACAGGAAGAAGUUACCAGAAUUUUAGAUAUUUACCAAAUAAAGUAUGAAUUAAUAGAUAUUUCUGUCAGUUUGAAAGUACUUCAAGAAAUGAGGAUGAAAGUUUCCACCCCUAAGGCACUACCACCUCAGAUAUUCAAUGGCCAAGAAUAUUGUGGAGUAAGAGAUUUUGAAAUGUUUCACAAAGCAAAGGAGAACAAAGAGAUUCUGAAAUUCCUCAAGAUGGAAUGA